Messenger RNA from Nannizzia gypsea CBS 118893, 1020 nucleotides. Its product is annotated as solute carrier family 25 member 38. Gene Ontology annotation, biological process: magnesium ion export from mitochondrion. NCBI's taxonomy places the organism in Eukaryota, Fungi, Ascomycota, Eurotiomycetes, Onygenales, Arthrodermataceae. The transcript has 2 exons. Gene Ontology annotation, molecular function: magnesium ion transmembrane transporter activity. The coding region runs from base 1 to 1020 and encodes 339 amino acids. The record is from RefSeq and is a predicted model, not a curated record.
AUGCUGAUGCAUUCACUGGAUACGGUCAAGACUCGGCAGCAGGGAGACCCGCAUAUACCGCCCAAAUACACCUCCAUGUCGUCGUCGUAUACUACCAUUUUCCGCCAGGAGGGGAUUCGGAGGGGGCUGUACGGCGGUGUCACCCCUGCGUUAUGCGGCUCGUUUCCAGGCACCGUUAUCUUCUUUGGCACAUACGAGUAUAGCAAGCGGUGGAUGUUGGAUGUUGGCAUAAAUCCAUCAAUUGCAUAUUUGGCCGGAGGAUUCAUUGCGGAUUUCGCUGCGUCGUUUAUAUAUGUUCCGUCCGAAGUGUUAAAAACUCGAUUACAGCUGCAGGGCAGAUAUAACAACCCCUUCUUCAAGUCGGGAUAUAACUAUAGAUCUACGGCCGAUGCCUUCCGAACGAUAUUACGGACCGAAGGCUUUUUUGCGCUCUUCUCUGGCUUCAAGGCAACCCUGUUCCGUGACAUGCCCUUCUCGGCUCUACAGUUUGCCUUUUACGAGCAGGAGCAGCAGCUGGCUAAGCGGUGGGUUGGACAGCGGGAUAUCGGCUUCCAGCUCGAAGUGCUCACUGCUGCCACGGCCGGUGGUAUGGCUGGCGUCAUUACCUGUCCACUAGAUGUCGUCAAGACCCGCAUACAGACCCAGCAGAACCCAGAUGCUGCUCCUCCACGACCUACCGUCUCACCGAAUGGCCAUGUCCAUGCACCUUCAACUUCAACUUCAACACCGAUUUCAACCUCCACCUCGACAUCCUCUGCUCAAACACGAUUCAUCUCCACUUCAUCACCCUCCACAUCAACAGUCAAACCCGGUGCUGCCAUACUCGACACAUCCUCGGUACUAACAGGCCUCAAACUAAUAUACAAAACCGAAGGUGUGGCUGGCUGGUUCAGAGGCGUCGGCCCUCGCUUCCUUUGGACCAGCAUACAGAGUGGUACCAUGCUGGUGCUGUACCAGUACUUCCUCAAGCAGCUGGAGUCCUACCAGCAGCUCAGUGAGCUUCGCAGCGCCUCAAUAUAA